Messenger RNA from Myotis myotis, 1500 nucleotides. It is a transcript of the gene DRC10, whose product is annotated as IQ motif containing D. The transcript is spliced from 4 exons. The record is from RefSeq and is a predicted model, not a curated record. Gene Ontology annotation, molecular function: protein binding. NCBI's taxonomy places the organism in Eukaryota, Metazoa, Chordata, Mammalia, Chiroptera, Vespertilionidae. Bases 56 to 1387 code for a protein of 443 amino acids.
UCUAGCCUAUCGAAGUCUCCCAGGGCCCACGAAGACCAAGGAGGCUGCUCGUAACAUGGCGUCAGACAUCCUGGCCGUGGGCGCCCUCUACCAGGUCCCUGACAUCAACAAAAUGAGGGCGAUAGCAGAGACACCCCAAAAGGCAGCUUCCCCACUGAAACCCUUCACCCCCUUGAAGACCAAGCUCACCACCAUCGAGACCAAGAGGAUCAUGUCCGUGCUGGAUGAGACCAUCCAAAAGGUGGAGCUGGUGACGCUGCUGUCCUACGUGGCAGCCAACGCCGAGGACCUGGAGGGCCUGCUGGGCGAGGACCUCGCCAGGGCGGUGCGGGAGCACGAGGACCUGUGCCAGGUGCUCACGGACAAGGUCAGCUACCUGCAGGAGGAGGAGAUGCAGCUGCAGGCCGAGGAAGAUUUCGAGGAGGAAGCCUGGUUCCGGGACCUCCUCCUCUCCAUCGAGCUGCAGAAAUCCAACCUCCUGCCGGUCAUGGGGCAGAUCAAAGACUCCACCAAGAACAUCCUGAGACUCCUGCUCAGCCGCCCGCAGGCGGCCCAGCUCGUGCGGGCGCAGGCGCAGGAGAGGGGCCGGGGAGCCCAGGGCUUCAUCGACAGCCUGGUGGAGCUCCGCGGCUUCCUGUUUGAGAAGCUGCUCACCUGCCCCAUGGAAGCCAGAGACAAGAGCCAGUUCAUCCAGGAGAUCACGAAGCGGAACAGGAGGAACCAGGAGGUCAUUGACACGCUUGAGAACGAACUGGAGGAGAGAAUGAAGAACAGGGCUGCGGAGGUGGAGAAGGAGAACUUUGUGAUCCAGGAACUGAAGAACCACCUGCACCAGGUGCUCAAGUUCUCGGAGAACAGCCUGCUCCGCACCAAGCAGGAGGCUGAGAAGCAGCAGAAGGCGGACUACCGGGCCUCGCAGGGGCGGGCGGCCAAGAUCCAGCAGGACAUCCUGCAGCUGCGCUCGCAGUUCCACAGCCUGGUCAUGGAGAACCGGGAGGCAGAGCAGGCGCUCAGGAAGAAGAAAUAUAAAGUGGAGACGGAAAUCGAGAACUGGAUCCAGAAAUACGAUACGGAGAUGAGCGAGAAGCAGGACGAGUACGAGGAGCUGGACAUCAUCCACAAGGAGGAGAAGAUCCAGCUGGAGGAGCUGCAGCAGAGGUACGAGGUGCUGGUGGAGGAGUUCGCCCAGAUCCGGGAGGAGCGGGAGAUCACCUCCAAGAAGAGGAUGGAGGACGAGCAGGAGAUGAUGCGCAUGGUGAGGGCGGCCACGCUCAUCCAGGCCGUGUGGAAGGGCUACCUGGUCCGCUCCCUGCUCAGGUCCAAGAGGAAGAAACGGGGCAAGGGCAAAGCGAAGAGCGAGAAGGGCAAGGGCAAGGGCAAGAAAUGAGCCCCCUCCCCCAAGGCCUGUCCUGAUCCCGUGCACGGCCUCUCCCCUCCCCCCCGAGAGCCGGCCAGGAAGCCACUGGGACCAGGAAGCCCGGCGAUCAUAACUUUCAUACU